Molecule: messenger RNA, 1002 nt
Organism: Lactuca saligna
Lineage: Eukaryota; Viridiplantae; Streptophyta; Magnoliopsida; Asterales; Asteraceae
Source: the annotation of a GenBank genome assembly
AUGGAUAACGCCGAUGAUGAGCAAACUUACUUGAAUAAACAGGAAUCAAUGCUACCACAACAAACUAGCCAAAAUCCAUGUUCACCACCGUCUUCACCACCACCAGCCACCGCAUCACCUUCCUCAGUCUCUUCAUCUCCUACUCAUGAAUUCUCCUUUACCGUUUCUCUCCACCCAAACCCACGACCAAUAUUCAGUCAAAAUCAUAAUUCUGAUACUUAUGAUAGCGAUAACAACCAUAAAACCGACACUACUGGUUCUCUUCUACCAUAUCCAUUGACAGCUAUUGACUUAUCUCCAGCGGAUGAUAUCUUCUUCCACGGCCAUCUCCUUCCUCUUCACCUCCUAUCUACUCUCCCUGUCUCCCCUCGCUCCUCCACAAACUCAAUGGACAGUUAUACCCUCCCCAACAACCUCUUAUAUGACCCAACCAACCCCAUCGGAAACACCAGCUUCCACUGCCACCACCAAACCGCCUUCUCGGAUUUCGAAGAGCCUGAGGUCGCCAUUAGCAAUCAAAACCGACCAAAGUCCAAAUCUUUUUCACUCUUUAGCAUACCCAAAUGGAAAAAAAGGUGUGAUGAUGAGAGAGAAAGAGGUGAAGAUCAAAAUACCAAGAAGCUGAAGUUAGAUUUAGGUCAGCUCAUCAAGAGGUACAUGAAAAUGGUAAGGCCUUUGUUGUCAUUUCCAAAGUCGAGGAGGUCAAAUACGACUUUUAACCAUCAGUCAUAUUCGUUUUCUGGAAACUCGCUGAGUUCCAAGAGUAGUAAACCGCCGCAUAUGAAUAGAGGUGGUAAGAGAAGAGGGCAGUUCUCGGCACCGGCGUCUAUGCGGACUUCUCCGGCUUACAGCGGAAUCAUUCUUAACUCGGGGACUGUGAGUCCCGCCAAGAGUACAACAAGUGAAAGCACCAUGGAAGAAUUGCAUGCUGCAAUUCAAGCUGCUAUUGCUCAUUGUAAGAAUUCCAUCGCCAUCGAAGAGAAAAUUCAGUCCGAAAAUUAA